AUGGCAAGGAAACCGAAGCAAGCUUCACCUAGUGACUUGGAUCACGUUCCUUCCGAUCACGAUCAUGAGAAUUUCGCCAAAGGUGACGAUGCUAAUCUUAAAGGAUCACCGAGAGGAGAUUCGCCUCCACGUUCUCCAUCUCCCGAGGUACAACUAAAUGACUCAAUUCCAACUCAUCCUCCUUCUCCAUUUCAUACUUCAGUACCUAUUUCCAUUGCACCACUUCCACCACCUACUACUUCUCAACCAACCUCUACUGCACCUCUCCCUCCACCAAUCUUCACUCAAACAACUUCCACAACAACCAACACACCCGAACCUACGGUUCAUGUCAACGUAUUUGAUACGGGGGAACCUACCUCAGAAACCGAAACCCCUGUUAUUUCCAAAACCAUUUCCUUAUCUCCUUUAACAGACUCUUUCCCUAUUCUUGGUGGAGACGAACUUGAAUUCGAGUCUUAUUACUAUAGCCCUUAUCGAGUUCAAAGUGAUGAUGAUGAUGAUGAUGAUGCUCCCCUUACAAAGUGA
Molecule: messenger RNA, 528 nt
Organism: Lactuca sativa (garden lettuce)
Lineage: Eukaryota; Viridiplantae; Streptophyta; Magnoliopsida; Asterales; Asteraceae
Source: RefSeq, a predicted model, not a curated record